AUGCCUAGAAUGGGAGAAUAUAAAAGUAAUUCUGAUGGAGCUUCGAAAGGUAAUCCAGGUCCUAGCUCAUGUGCUUUCUGCAUAAGAAAUGACCAGAGGGAUCUUAUUUAUGUUGAAGGAAAGAGGAUUGGCAUAGCUAAUAACUUGGUGGCAGAGGUGGUGGCUUUGAGAAUGGCUGUUAAGAAUAUGGUCGAUGGUUCAUGGGAUAUCCCUUGGGAAGUUUCGUUGGAGAUUAGAAGAAUUCAGGAGCUCAUGAAAGGGAUGGAGGUGGUCAUUGAACACACGUUCAGGGAGGGCAACAAAGUGGCAGAUUUUUUAGCUAAUCUUGUUUUUUCUUUUGAAGGUACCGAGAUAAUCUCAUUUAACACCUUUCAAGAUUUACCCAAAGAGGCGAAAACAUUACUAAACAUGGAUAAGAGUCAGACACCAAACCUCAGAAUCAAACAGUUUCAGAAUGAGAAUUUUAGAAUUGAGGGAGGAUAA
Molecule: messenger RNA, 483 nt
Organism: Solanum verrucosum
Lineage: Eukaryota; Viridiplantae; Streptophyta; Magnoliopsida; Solanales; Solanaceae
Exons: 2
Coding region: 1-483 (160 amino acids)
Molecular function (GO): nucleic acid binding
Source: RefSeq, a predicted model, not a curated record